AUGGACUCAUCGCGGCAUGACGGAUUAAUAAACCCUAAGUCCAACGACGAGGAGUCUAAACAAAAUCUGAAUAAAGUCAUAAAUUCAAUGGACAAAGCCCUAGGAAUUCUCCACCAGCUUUAUCUCACCGUCGACUCUUCUUACAACGACGUUUCCUCUCAACUUUCUGUUGUUCAAGGCAUGAAUAAUGUUGUGGUUGAGCUUGAUGAUAUGGCCAAAUUGGGAGAAAAAUGCAAUAUUCAAGUGCCAAUGGAGGUUCUCAACUUGAUUGAUGAUGGGAAGAAUCCAGAUGUAUUUACAAGGGAUGUGUUCAAAAGUUGCACUGCCAUGAACCAAAUCACUAAAGGCAAAUCAAAUGCAUUCAAGGCUUUGCGAGGGCAUCUCCUGGGGGAAAAUUACGGACAACUUUGA
Molecule: messenger RNA, 411 nt
Organism: Lycium barbarum (goji berry)
Lineage: Eukaryota; Viridiplantae; Streptophyta; Magnoliopsida; Solanales; Solanaceae
Product: mediator of RNA polymerase II transcription subunit 10b-like
Exons: 1
Coding region: 1-411 (136 amino acids)
Biological process (GO): positive regulation of transcription by RNA polymerase II
Cellular component (GO): mediator complex; chromatin
Molecular function (GO): transcription coregulator activity
Source: RefSeq, a predicted model, not a curated record